Molecule: messenger RNA, 1354 nt
Organism: Osmia lignaria (orchard mason bee)
Lineage: Eukaryota; Metazoa; Arthropoda; Insecta; Hymenoptera; Megachilidae
Product: arylalkylamine N-acetyltransferase 1
Molecular function (GO): N-acetyltransferase activity
Source: RefSeq, a predicted model, not a curated record
UCUCCAUCAAAGCAUAAAUUUAUGCUCAUUUUUUACCGAUGCAUUUCAUCUUCGAUACACCCACACGUUCAUGAGUUUUCAUGUCUCUGGUGAUAGCUACAGAUACCAUUAGGGCAUGUAUCGCGUAUCCUGCGAUGGGAAUAAUUAAGAAGAACACAUAAUUGUAGCUAGUAAAUUUCUUGAACUGGGUCAAUCAAUAUGUGGAACUUUUCCCAUAUGAGCCAACUCACCCUACUAAGGGUGGUGCGCGCGUGGAAAAUCCUUUCAGUGCGCGGAAAAUUCGUGCCGUGACCAUCCCAAAGAUGUCGUCUGAUCAUUUAACAGUUGUGAAAGUUCCAGAAAAUCGCUUCGAGGAUGCGAUACAUCAUUUGAAAUGGAAUUUCUUUUCUGAUGAACCAUUGAAUCACGCGGUAGGACUAUGUGAGAAAGGGGAGAGCCAGUUCGAGCUGGAAAGACACUGCCAGCUGACUUUGAAACAGGGAUACUCGAGGAUGCUGGUGGAUCAAAAUGGGACGAUAGCUGGUAUGGCUUUGAAUGGUAUCCUGAAGAAAGGAGAACGGGAAGAGGCUGAACGUCGACUCGCCGAAUUGAACGACGAAAAAUUCAAAACAAUUUUCGGUCUUCUUUACAAAGUUAACGAGAAAAUUAAUCUCUUUUCCAAAUACAAUGUCGAAGAGCUGUUCGAGUGUCGAAUCCUCAGCGUGGACGAGAACUUCCGUGGGAGGGGUUUGGCGAACGUUCUAAUGGCAGAUAGUAUAGAAAUAGCAAGAAAUGCCGGCUUUAAGGUGUUCAAGGCCGACGCAACGGGAAUGUAUUCGCAGAAAGUUUGCUUGAAACAUGGUUUUCAGGUGGAGGCUGAAAUUUUGUACUCAGAUCUUGAUGAAUCGAUCAGACCGGCUCCACCCCAUCAAGCUCUAAAGCUGAUGGUAAAAAUAUUAAAUUAAAUUACAGAACAAAACGAAAUUUAAUGUUAUAAAUCUUCGGUAAACAAAAGAAUUUUACGAAUGAAGAGUAGUGUAUACUAUGUGUAUCGUUGUGUGACAAUAACAGGUCUCUAAUGUGUAUGUUUCUCUUAAAGAUGCAUUUACAAAGUACUUGUAUCUAUAGAGGGUGGGCCGCGUGUUUCUCUUAAAAAGUAUUACAAAUUCGAAACAUCGGUCACCGCCCAUUAUCUGUGUUCCAAAUAACGUAUCUUUAUUAAAACAUUCGAGUCGACAAAUGCAAGAACGAAGAUCUAUUUAACGUUUCGUUCAUUGGACAUUUGUUCUGCAAUUUGUUGAUUCAAAAUGAAUUAUCGAAGUCAGUUGCUCUGGUUAACGUGAUAAAAAAAAAAAAAAUUAUGUCUUCGUGUAUG